AUGACUAAUUCAACUGAAACAACAUAUUUCAUCACAGGAGGCAACAGGGGAAUUGGUUUCAACCUACUGAAAAUUCUAAGUGCUUCAUCGGAAAAUAUCGUCAUUGCAUCUAUUCGUGGGUCAACGUCUCUACCAAAAAACAAAGAAUUAAAGCAGUUGACGGAAGCUAGGGACAAUAUUCAUAUCGUACAGCUAGACGUCGCACAGGAGGAAAGUAUAAAUAAACUUCCCGAAGAAAUCGAAAAGAUACCUUCAUUUACGGGAAUUGACAUUUUUAUAGCAAACUCCGGAAUCGCGGAUUCCUACUAUACUGUAUUAGAGGCCCCAAGAGAGGUCUGGAUUGAUCACUAUAGAACCAAUGUUCUGGGUCCAAUUCUGACUUUACAGAAAAUUUACCCUCUACUUAUGUUGAAGAAAACUAGGAAGGUAUUUUUUAUUUCCAGUGCGGCUGGAUCUAUCACAAGUCUGUUACCUGUACCAAUAUCUGCCUAUGGACAGUCGAAGGCAGCCUUAAAUUAUACAAUGAGAGAACUUAGUGUGGAAUUGAAGAGCGAAGAAUUCACAGUCGCUGCUUUCCAUCCAGGUAUGGUGUCAACUGACAUGGGGCAAGCUGCAAUGAAAAAGUUUACUGGUGAACACGAUCUCAGCAAGGUAUUGAAGGUCAUUACGCCGGAAGAAAGUGCCUCUGCGCUAGUUGAGACUUUCAACAAGAUAGUUCCCGAAAAUAGUGGAAACUUUUAUAACUAUGACGGUAGUGAAGCCGCCUUUUGA
Molecule: messenger RNA, 771 nt
Organism: Zygotorulaspora mrakii
Lineage: Eukaryota; Fungi; Ascomycota; Saccharomycetes; Saccharomycetales; Saccharomycetaceae
Gene: OSI1
Product: Osi1p
Exons: 1
Coding region: 1-771 (256 amino acids)
Molecular function (GO): oxidoreductase activity, acting on the CH-OH group of donors, NAD or NADP as acceptor
Source: RefSeq, a predicted model, not a curated record